Molecule: messenger RNA, 702 nt
Organism: Entrophospora candida
Lineage: Eukaryota; Fungi; Glomeromycota; Glomeromycetes; Entrophosporales; Entrophosporaceae
Source: the annotation of a GenBank genome assembly
AUGAACAAUAAUAAAUAUAUGGAUAUUUUUUCACCAGUUAAAUCUACUCGUAGGAAAAAUGUUUAUAUGGAAGAUGUUGAAGCAAACAACUCUUCAGAAACUACACCAUCCAGGAUGCUUACGAGUAUAAGUAAUCUAGGUUCUUUUAAUAGUAGUAGUAAUAAUGCCACUACUUCUAUUAAGGAUGUUAUUCUUGAAAAUGUUGUCAGCGAAUGUUUGGAUGACUUUAAAACCACAUUGCAUAGAGAUAUUAUGGAUAUGCAUGUAGAAUUAAUAAGACAAUUUCAUAUUCAACAGAGCAGCAUUGAAGAGAUGUUUAAAAGUUAUUGUGGUGAUGUGGAAGCAUUGAGAGAAGAAGUUAAACAAUUAAUUGAAAGAAUUUUGAGCGGAAAUCGCAAUCAAGAUCAAGUUGAAGUAGCAGCAAACAACGACAUUAACACAUUAUUAAACGAUGUUUCUUCUCUCCCACCACCGCCUCCGUACACAUACUUACCUGGUCAAAAAAGUAUUUCGCAACUACCAAAAUAUGAAGAUGAAGAUACUUUGGUUGGGUUGUCUUUUAAAUAUGGUGUUGAGAUUAAAGACAUUAGGAAAGCAAAUUUAUUUUUUGAUGAUAAUAUUUUUGCUCAUAAAUUUCUAAAGAUUCCAAAAUAUAUUGGGCCGUCCUUAUCAGAAAAACCUUCGGUGGAAGAUGGUAUGUAA